AUGGAUGAGGAUGAAAUGCAACAAUUUUCUUUGCACUGGCACAACCAUCAGAACAGCGUAAUAGGCGCACUAGGGCGCAUGCUAAGCACUGGGACCCUUACUGACGUCACACUAAGCGCGAGUGGUACUUCAGUGAAAGCCCACAGACUUGUCUUGGCAUCAUGCAGCCAGUACUUCGCCCAACUUUUCAAGGAAGUAGAAGCAGAGAACAACACGCUCGUGGUAGUCCUAGGAUGCGACGCAACGGAGUUGCGAUUGCUGCUUACUUUCAUGUACACCGGUGAAGUGACCGCGUCCAAGAAAGUGCUGCCGUCGUUGCUGCGACUUGCCCAGACGCUCAAAGUUUCCGGACUGACUGACGCUGACACGAACUCCACCCUGACACCGACUGAAGAAGAUACCCAGUGCAACUCCCCGAUCAAUUUAGAACUAAACAAGCAAGAACCUAACGAUAAGACCUUGGCCAGUGAAAACUCAAAUUGUAGCUCUAAACAAGAUGACAUCACAUCUCCGGUAGAACUCAAGGAACCUUGUGGAAUCAGCGAUUUCGUGGCCAGAAACGAGAAAGAUAGACUAAGCAAACUAGACCAGAUAGUCCAGAAUUUGUAUAGCACUCAUAAGAUUGGUAAUCCACCAAUAGCUACACCCGUGACACCACCCAUACCGACGCUAGGAGAUACGGAACCGUUUGACCGCAAGUACCGCGUGAACAGCUCAGUGUGUACGAUCUGCAACAAGCGCCUCAGCAACCAGUACAACCUGCGCGUGCACAUGGAGACGCACGCGGGGCGUCGGCACGCCUGUCGCGCCUGCUCACACGUGUCGCGGUCCCGCGACGCGCUGCGCAAGCACGUCGCCUACCGACACGCCCGUGCCGAUCUACAGAGAAGCGACAUGUGAUGUUUCAACUGGUUACUUGUUACUAAGCCUUUUUUUGGUAAAUGUUACUAUCAAGGCCAGGUAGGCGGAAUUUACUACUCGUCACAAAAAAAAUCGUAAACGCCUACUCAGGACUAAAUUAAAUUACGCGAACGUAAUUUCAGCUACUUAAUUCUGCUAAUUUAGC
Molecule: messenger RNA, 1066 nt
Organism: Hyposmocoma kahamanoa
Lineage: Eukaryota; Metazoa; Arthropoda; Insecta; Lepidoptera; Cosmopterigidae
Product: protein bric-a-brac 1-like
Exons: 5
Coding region: 1-900 (299 amino acids)
Biological process (GO): regulation of transcription by RNA polymerase II
Cellular component (GO): nucleus
Molecular function (GO): protein binding
Source: RefSeq, a predicted model, not a curated record